Molecule: messenger RNA, 6686 nt
Organism: Aedes albopictus (Asian tiger mosquito)
Lineage: Eukaryota; Metazoa; Arthropoda; Insecta; Diptera; Culicidae
Gene: tud
Product: maternal protein tudor
Exons: 8
Coding region: 339-5942 (1867 amino acids)
Source: RefSeq, a predicted model, not a curated record
GUUUCGUUCUUCAUUCCAUUUGUUGCAUUCUGUGUGGUUAGAUCGCGAAAUUCCUUUGCUGCUCUUCCAUUAUCAUCUCGCUCACCCAGUGACUUCGGAUGGUGUUUUUAGGUUAUUAGGAGGUGCGAGAAAUCGGUGAAAAGUGGUACUUUUGUGCAUUGUCGGUGCUUAAAUCGAAGAUUAGCUGCUUUUCCCCAAACGAAACAAACAACAGCGUACUUGUAAACAAUUCCUUUUGACUAAGGAAAAUGUUUUAUUAGUUCCAUUCAUCAAACGAACGAAACAUUUGAUUUUUGAUAAAUCUCGGGUACUAUUUCGGCGAUUACGAGUUGAUCACCAUGAACACGGCUGGUCGCUUCCAAUCAGGUAAGAAUCUCCAACCGGCUAGGUCCUUGCGAACUCCAGCACAAAGUCGGCCCAACGGUCCCGGCAACUACGGUCUCCCUGCGGAACAAGGCAAUCCAUACCAGCAACAGAACAACAACAACAAUCGCCAACAGCAGAACAUUGUCAGUGGUGGCGGUGGCGGAGGAUUCGGUGGCUACAACAUCAUUAACAACAACAACGGCGGAUACCGAACUCCGUCCGUAUCAUCAACAAAUGGUUUCAAAGCGAACAAUGGUUUCAACAAUAACAACAACGGAAACGACAAUGGAUUUCACGGAUCGAAGGGACUUGGCCAACGCCGCCACGAUGUGCUGCGUUCGCCCAACAGCAGCUUGGACAACAAUACAAGCUUGGACAGCAGCGGCAGUAGUGUCAAGGAAAUCCCAACCAUUGUAACGUUCAGUUCUACCACGUUGGCCGUUGGAACUGUCCACGAAGUCUACAUCUCGUACGUUGAAAAUGGACCCAAACUGUUCACGGUCCAGCUGAAGGCCAAAGAAAACUCGCUCAAUCAGAUGAUGGCAGCCCUGGAACGGAUUCCAUUGCGCAAUCUGACCCGGAAGCCCACGCUGGGAAUGGCCUGUAUUGCGCGGUUUUCCGAAGAUCGGGUACUCUACCGGGCAUUGAUCAUGGGCAUCAAUAUUGAUUCCUGUCUGGUUUCGUAUGUCGACUACGGAAAUACGGAAACUGUUGAGUUCCGUAAUCUGUAUGAAAUCCCCCAGGAGUUUCUGAAGCACAAGGUUUUCUCGAUGCGGUUCACCCUGUCGAACGUAAAGACCCUGGAGGACUCCAAUGCCGAUAUUGCGGGGCUGUUCUCCUCGCUGGUGAUGGACAAAGUCCUGAACUUGAAGGUUAUGCCCUUGGAGGGACCGGCUUUCGUUCAGUACUGCGAGCUCUACGACAAUAAAGAAAACGUUUUCGAGAAACUGCUUACUCUCUGCAAGUCGAAACCGUUGAAAUACCCGGCGCCGAUAACGCUGGAUCGUGGCGCCAACUGUAUGAUCAUCAUCCGCUACAUCGAAUCCUGUCGGCAGUUCUACAUCCAACCUCUGGAGGGUGUUGAACGGUUCGAAAAGCUGAUGGACCAGUUGGCCGAGUUCUGCCGGAAGAGCUCUACGCUUAACGCGAUGAAUCCAGGGGAUUGCUGCGCUGCCUGUCUGAACGCCGACGAGUGCUAUCGGGCGGAAGUGGUGAGUGUUCCUGGCGGCAGUAAGGUGAAAGUUCGGCUGGUCGAUUACGGCAACACCAUCACGCUGGAACGAACUCAGGUCAAACGGAUUGCGCCGAAGUUUGUUGAAGAGCAACCGCAGGUCGUUGAGUGCUGCUUGGAAGGAUUCCAGGAAAUCAGUGACGACAACUUGUCGACCGCUCAAUUGGAGAUGCUCGCUGAAAACGAAAGCGGCGACCGGAAACAGUACAGAAUGGUUGUGUCGGACGUUUCUAACGGUGUCGCUAUAGUGACCCUGCUCGACGAAGCUUCCACUCCGCCCUUGAACAUUUCCAAACGGCUACUAAAACUGAACAACCCGGCCAAAUUCAUGAAGGAGCAGAUGCAGCAAGCGCAACAUCAGAAAAUCAAUUCUGCCACUCCCAACAGCAAACCGCAGCAAAUGCUCUACACACCUCCUCCAGCGAUGGUGCAACCAGUUCCGGUACCAAUUCAGCAAGCCCCGCCACCUUCCACAAAUCCAUUCCAUUCCACGUCGAUUAUUUCGGAAGUUCCGAAUCUGUCUCAAACCACUCCACCGCGAAUGGGCGAGAGCGAAGUCAUCGACUUGACCAAUGACGAGUGGCCCGGAGCCAACGCUCCACCACUUGGCCAUCAGAGUUCCGGCUAUGAACAGCAACACAACUACCAUCAGACUAGCGUCGGUGGCGGCGGCAACAGUUACCGAGGACCUGGCGGCCCUCGUCCGGGAACACGCGAUAGCCACAGCAGCACAAACCGUGAUCUCAGCCAAAGCAGCAGCAGCUCCUACGGCACCAACAAGAAAGACCGCUUCCAACGGCCUGACAUUCCACGGUUCACCAAGGAAAGGAACCAAACGCCGUACUACAUCGAACAUGAUGACCGAUGCGAGACCAACAAUAACUACGAACAGCAGGACAAGGGCCGUGGACGGGACAAGGCAGGCUCGGGACAACGGAAUAAUCGUUACAGUGGAAGCGAUUCUGGAUUCAAUACCCAAUCCGGAGACAGAGCCAAUUUCUCGCAAGAAAGCUGGAAGUCCUCUUCUGCGAGCAUCGAUUGCGCCGAGGAUUACGUUCCGUACGAUUUUGCCUUGACCGAGCAGGUAAUUCCCAUGAACACCAAAGUCGACAUCAAGCUAAGCUGGUGGGUCUCGCCGGAAGAGUUUUACGUCCGCAUGAAGGACGAAGAGACCAAGUUCGAAGACAUGAUGAAGCAAAUUCAAAAAUUCUAUCGCAACAAAUCGACCGCCGGGGAUGUACCGCCAGUGGGAUCGACUGUGAUCGCGCGCUACCAAAAGCACAACACAUUCUACCGGGCGAAGGUGAUCAAGUACAACGAAUCGCUCGGUAAAUUCAAGGUCGAGCUGGUCGACUGUGGCAUCCGGGCGAUCGUGACCGGAUCGGAGCUAUGGAAAUUGGAUCGACGCUUUAGCAAACUGCCACAGCUAGCCAUUCAGUGCACGUUGGCCAACAUCAAGAUCAACUGUGAACCCAAGGAGCUGCAGAACAAAAUCGAUCGAUACAUCAGCAACGAUCAACCGAUCGGUUGUGUUUUCCUGGACAAGACCGAAAGCAAGUACCUUUGCGACGUGGAAACGCAGGGAACGGAUCUCAAGAUGGCCCUGCUGAAGGACAACCUCAUUGCGCAGAUACUGACGGAUGUUGACCUCAGCCGGUUGAAAGGUCAAACGCUGAAGCUCAAACUGGUCGAGAUGAAAUCGCUCGAUCAGUUCCGGGUCAAGCUACAGGGAUGCGAUGCGAUUCUGAACUGUCGCCACGUGGAGCACGGUGCGUACCCGCAAUCGGUGGCCGACGAAAUACAAUCGAAGUGGCUGGAUCAGUACUGCUUCGGGCACAUUGAGGACGUAUCGAGUGAUGAACGGUUGAUACUGACGCUGUUGAUCGCACCGCUGUCGACCCAAGCGGCACCGACCAUCGUGGACAUGCCCAUCCUGCAGAGUAAAUUCACCGUCACGGUACCGUACGUGCACGAGGUCAACUGCGUCUACGUGCAGAACACCAAGUGGACGGAAGAAGUGGGCAAGUUGUUGGACGAUAUGUUCGAUUACUACGAAAAGAGUGGCACGGUGAUUUCGAACCUGCAGAUGAACGAGCUGUGUGCGUCGAAAUCGAGCGACGGUAACUGGUACCGGGCGAAGAUCGUUUCGCUGCAGGAACUGGAUAACAUUGAGGUUGUAUUUGUGGACUAUGGCAAUCGGGAGAGAGUGAAGCACGAGGAUCUGAAGGUGCUGGAGGGGCAGUUCCAGGAGUGGAGUGCGUUCGCCCAUGAGGUUUACCUGCCAAUGGCGUGCCUAAACGAAGGGGAGGAGGACCAGCUGAAGACGGAGAUUGCCAAUCUUACGGGGCAAUUCGAAUUGGAGCUAAAGGUGCUGGACCAUAGGAACGACGUCUGGAUCGUGGACAUGACCCACAAUGAUUACGGCAUAGUACAAGCGUUGAAGGAUAAGCAGCUGGUGAAGGACCUGGAUCACGAGGAGAUUCUCAACCGCAAGACCGGACUGAAUGAAAGUAUGGAAAUGGCCUUGGUUGGUAAGCCGGAAUCCAUCCAGGAAGAGCAGAACCAUAAGAAAUUGGACGGCUUCGUGAGUCACGUUGACAAUCCGAAUCAGCUGUUUAUCCAAAUGAAGUCCGAUCUGGAUGAAUUGGAUCAGCUGCAGGAAAACUUGCAGAUCAUUUCCCAAGCCCUGCCAGGACUGAAGGACUUCUCUGUGGACCGGUACUGUAUCGCUCCCUACUCGGCGGAUGAUUUGUGGUACCGGGCGAAAAUCAUCGAUAGUCACGAUGAUUUGAUUAUCCAGUUUGUAGAUUACGGCAAUACUGAUGUGAUAACUAGCAAUAAGAAGCAUGAACUGAAGGAUGUCAACGACGAUCUGAUGAAGUUCAAAAUCUAUGCGAAGCAGUGCUCGGUAUUGGUCGCACCUGCUGCCGGGAAGAGCUGGAGCGAAGAGGCUAGCAGUAUUCUGCGUGAUUUGGAAUAUGUCGAUGUCCAAUUCUUGGUCGAAUGCCGGGGAGUCAAUUACAUCAACCUGAAGUGCGAAGAUCGGGAUCUGGCGGAGGAACUGAUUACGAAAAACCUUGCCGAGCGGAUGCAAUAUGUCCCAUCGGAACAACGCUGUUUUACUAGUCAUAUUGAAUCGAUUGAGGAGUUUUACUUGCAGCUGGAACGGGAUAUCAAUCCGCUGGACGUCAUGGCCGAUUACAUGGCGAAAUUUGAAGAGUUUGCCUCUGUUCCAAAUCCUGCCGUUGGUUCAAUCUACGUUGCGGAGUUCCCGGAUGACAGUCUCUGGUAUCGGGCCAAGAUCCUGCAAAUCCUCGAUGGUCCCGCUUUCGAAGUUUUUUUCAUCGAUUACGGAAACACAUCGGUCGUAACGAACGUAAGACAAUUGGAGGAAUCCAUCGCCGAGCUACCUCCACUAUGCACCAAAUGUAUCCUUCGAUUGCCCGAUGGCGUCAAAAGCUGGUCGGAUGAAGCAGAAACCAAAUUCAAGCAAAUCGCUGCAAUGGGUGAGACGGUGUUCACCGUGAAGCUGCACAAUCCGGGACUAGUCGCCACCGUCGAACUGUUCCUUGAUGGACAAAACAUCAACGACCAACUGCUGGAUCUAUGCGAGAAAGGCGCGGCCAAUGUGAUGAACUCCAGUUUCUAUUUGAACGAGGAGAAAACGGUGGACAAUAGUUUCCCACUGGAAGGAUUUGUCCACGUCAGUCACGUGAAUUCCCCGGCGGAUUUCUUCAUUCAGUUCAAGAAUUCCCACGACGCCCUCAAAAACAUGGAGGAACUUCUUAUGAUCAAGGCAGCUCAAAGUGAACGCCUGAUGGUGGACGAUGUCACAGAAGGAAUGCUCUGCUUGGCCUAUUCAAAAUCCUACGAUAAGUUCCAUCGGGCGCGUGUCAUCUCGAAAGAAAACCACCAAUACAAGGUCCACUUGCUGGAUCAUGGUUCGGAUGGCUUCUCCACUGACCUCCGGCAAAUGCCCGAUGGAAUCAAAGACAUUUCCGUCCUAGCCAAACGAUGCUGUCUGGAAACGUACUCUGUCGAAUCCACUGUGUUAGACGUGGUCCAGAAGCGGUUCCUCGAACUGGUUGAUUCCGGCCGGACGCCGUUCUCGUUCGAAAUCGUCCGAAACGACGUCGAGCCCAACGUCGUCCGUCUGUUCACCGAAGACGGUCGCAACGUGGAGGAUUUGCUCGAAAUGCCAGAUAGCGGAGAUCAGAUGACGAUGCCGACGGUGGCGGUAGCGCUUCCUCCUCCGGCGCCGUCCGAACUGAUCAAAACCUCCCAACGUGCGAAACCGAAGCAGGCCUUCUACCGCGCGAAAAGUGAUCUGGAAUUUGACCAGUGAAAAACUAACGGACCAAACACCAAACCACGAGAUUGUUGACCAAACAAAUUGCUGUUAACGAAAAUUACCCAAAAAAGUAAAAGCUAUUUAUCGAAUUUUGUUAGCCAAUAAGUAACGAGCGUUGGAAAGCGUUAUUUAACGAACGAUUUUGUUGCUUCAUCUGUUUGAAUUGGUUUUGUUUUCAUAUUAAGUUUGUCAUCUUUUAUUUUCCCACAAUUGAACUGUUUUAUUUCAGCACCUUAAUUUGUUAACCAUUUCUAAUCACACGAAAAAAAAAAUGUAUCGAAACACGUCCAAAUAAAAAUAAGAAUGAACCAGCCUUAGAUUUUAACAAACAAAAAAGAGGCCUUACUUAUUAUAUACUCUCAAACAAACACCAGUGUUAACCGAACUGAUCUUAUGAUUUCUAGCUGUAGUGACGUAAUAAUGUUGAUAGUGUCUUUUAGUUGGACUACCUGAAGAUAACUAUAGAAAGCAAUAGAUUUCCUCUUCCAUUUAGUGAGUAGACAAAAGAAAACGGAAACGUUUAACCACAAAAACAAGCAAUACAAACACGCAGUUUGACGUUACGAAAAUAUUAAUACAUGCAAUGCAUACCCCUGUAUUUGCUACAACCAGCAGCUCUAAUCCAAUAUUUAUUGUAUUUAAUAGUUAACUAUAGGAGAAAUGGACUUAUUUAAUGCGAUCAAGCGGCGGCGGAGAGAAAGGAAUAAUAAACUAUAUCCUGUUUUUGUAAUCAAACAA